Messenger RNA from Pezoporus occidentalis (night parrot), 3379 nucleotides. It is a transcript of the gene RNF139, whose product is annotated as ring finger protein 139. The coding region runs from base 89 to 2080 and encodes 663 amino acids. Lineage: Eukaryota; Metazoa; Chordata; Aves; Psittaciformes; Psittacidae. The record is from RefSeq and is a predicted model, not a curated record. Gene Ontology annotation, cellular component: endomembrane system; endoplasmic reticulum. Gene Ontology annotation, molecular function: zinc ion binding. Gene Ontology annotation, biological process: ERAD pathway. The transcript has 2 exons.
GAGCGCUGCAGCCUCCCCUCCCCACGCAGCCACCUCUCCGCUCCCUACGAGGCGGGAGAAAGGGGGCUGCGUGCCCCCUUCGCAGGGGAUGGCGGCCUCGGGCCCUCCGCAGCUUCCGUGGCUGCGGCUGGGCCCGCGGCUGCGGGCCGGGCUGGAGGUCGCGCUGCGGGUGCCCAGCCUGUUCCUCAUCGACGCCAUCUUCAACUCGUCCCCGCUGCCGGGGGGUUCCCUGUGCGCCGCGCUCCUGGGCGUGCUGCUGCGGCUCCUGGGUGUCUUUGUCUCCAGUGUUGUUCUGGUCUUACAACAGCGAGCACUUUUCAAGUUUUAUAUGAUCGCCUCGGCAUUCCUGCUGGCUGCAACUUCAGUGUUGGUGAAUUACUAUGCUGCUUUGCACAUAAACUUCUACAGUGCCUACUACACAGCUGCAUUUGGAAUCCAGAUCUUCCCUCAUAAAGGACCUUCGCUAUGGAUGGCGCUUUCCAUCCUUCAGCUGACCUUUGGAAUUGGGUAUGUUACACUGCUGAACGUGCAGUCCAUAUACUCUCAACUCAUCAUCCUGGAUAUACUGAUUCCUGUCAUUGGCUUGAUUGUUGAAUUACCUUUAAAUGUCCGGCAGAUACUAGUUUUUAUUUCAGGCCUGGUUCUGACACUAAACACCACAGCCAUUUUGGUGAUGAAAAUUAAAUGGUUCUAUUACUCGGUGCGCUACGUUUAUCUGCUGGUGAGACACAUGUAUCGCAUUUACGGAUUACAGCUCUUGAUGGAGGAUACAUGGAAAAGGAUUCGGUUUCCAGCUGUACUGCGUGUCUUCUGGCUAACGAGACUUACAGCCCAGGCUGUGGUAUUAACAUAUGUUGUAAAGAUGGCUGAAACUAAUACAGAAGAGAAAUUCUUCUUGAUAUCGUGGGAUAACUGCUGGGAACUGCUCUGCAGCCUGAUCAUAAGUGGGUGUGACUCCACUUUAACUGUGUUAGGCAUGAGCGCCGUCAUCUCCUCCAUCGCGCAUUACCUGGGGCUCGGCAUCUUGGCCUUCAUCGGCUCCACUGACGAGGAUGACAAAAGGCUGGGGUUUGUAGCGCCCGUCCUGUUUUUCAUCUUGGCUCUGCAGACCGGUUUGAGUGGACUGAAACCAGAAGAACGGUUGGUGCGCCUGAGUAGAAACAUGUGCCUUUUGUUGACCGCAGUCCUGCAUUUUAUCCAUGGGAUGACAGACCCUGUGCUGAUGUCUCUCAGUGCCUCCCACGUGUCGUCGUUUCGCAGACACUUCCCUGUCCUGUUGGUUUCCGCUUGCCUUUUCAUCCUCCCAGUUCUGCUCAGUUACAUCCUCUGGCACCACUAUGCACUAAACACAUGGCUUUUUGCCGUGACGGCAUUCUGUGUCGAGCUCUGCCUCAAAGUAAUAGUUUCUAUUACUGUUUAUAUAUUGUUUAUGAUUGAUGGCUACUAUAAUGUGCUAUGGGAAAAACUUGAUGAUUAUGUCUAUUACGUUCGGUCAACUGGCAAUAUUAUUGAGUUUAUCUUUGGAGUGGUCAUGUUUGGGAAUGGAGCUUACACAAUGGUAUUUGAGUCAGGCAGCAAGAUCCGCGCUUGCAUGAUGUGUCUACACGCGUACUUCAACAUCUACCUGCAAGCAAAGAAUGGCUGGAAGACGUUUAUAAACCGCCGGACUGCUGUGAAGAAAAUAAACUCGCUUCCAGAGGUAAAAGGAAGUCGGUUACAUGAAAUAGAUGAUGUCUGUGCAAUCUGCUACCAUGAGUUCACCACCUCUGCUCGCAUUACUCCAUGCAACCAUUACUUUCAUGCACUUUGUCUUCGGAAGUGGCUGUACAUCCAGGACACUUGCCCCAUGUGCCAUCAGAAAGUGUACAUUGAGGACAAGGAAAACACCAGUGUUUCCAACAACAAUGGGUUUGUGGCACCCAAUGAAAACCCUGUAGAAGCUGCAGAAGAAGCUGCUGAUGCUGAAAAUGAAGUAAAUGAAGAUAACGACAGUUCUGACAGUGAAGAGGAAGACAGUGACUGUGUGGCACAGCAGUCGACUGAGACUCUGAAUGCUGACUCAGACUCUCUUGGUGAAUAAUGCCCUUUACAAAGCCGUAAGGUAUUUGUUUAAAGCUGACUUCCAACAAUAAAAGUAUCACUUUGUAGUUAUUGUACUUAAGCACAACAGCAGUAUCUCAGUGUUGAGUCUGUGAACAGUGGUGGUUUACUGUGGUGUGUGCUACUGUAAAUAUACCUCUGAUUUUUGCUGGUCUCUUUCAUGGCCACCUGAAAAUUAUGUACAUUAUUGUACAUGGAAUAAAACAUUUUCACAUGUUUUUAAGAUGGUUGGAAAACUACUCUUUAAUUGAUGUAGUGACAAUGCUGUGCCAAAGACUGUAUCCCAGUAAUCCCCCAUCAAUGAGUUCUGGAUGCAAAUCAGAAAUACUGGUGAAAACAGACUUGAGCAGGUCAAAUCAGUAAUGAAAAGCCUGAGCCAAAGCAGCUUUACUUACAGACUCAGUAUUAGCAGAGCUUUAGUGCUAAAAACUAGUGAGUUGUAUUUAAAAUAAGUAAAAAUUUAGGUUGGUAAGUGUAAUGUUAUAGCACCUGUGUGUGUGGUGGAACAACAGGUGAAACUGCAAUAAGCUUUCUGGUGAAGUAGCACAGCAUGCCAGCCAUGUGUUAAACACUGCUGAAUUUACUACCAGUAACAGCUUGAAGUGCUCUACAUGUGAAUGCAGCAGCCUGGUAUUCAUCUUUCAGUGUCUACAGGUGUUAGCAGGGGUUGCUUGUUUGGGCUGUCCUUGAAAUCAAUCCUCAAUCUUGCUGAAAAGGAAACAGGGCUGAGAAACUGCACCAAUGCAGAGACCACCUUUUCAAAAGCAGCUUUAAUCUUGUACCAUAGGGAAAAAAAUAAAGCUACAUACUGGCUUCCAUUGAUAAGAAUUUGCAGGUAGGAUAAUUUUUAAGGUUUUGCAAUAUACUUAGUAAAGUUAUACUGAAUAAAUGUAAGAAAAACAACUUUAUAUAUUUGGAAAGAAGACUUUAAUAGUGUUGUUAUAUAGAGUAUUGGCCAACUCAAGCGGGUCAUCUUCUCUUACUGCCGCCAUUAUUUCCAGUAUUUGACUAAAAAAGAAAAGAUUGGUAUUAGAAGACUGACACUCAGACCUGAACAUACUGGAGAGUGCUGCAUGUGUAUGUACAAGUCACUUAGAUUAACCUGGAAUACAAACCUAUGCUGAGAGAAACAGGGCAGGGGCUCAGCUAUGCAAACAGCUUCACUUCCAAGUCACUAACUGCCCUUUCCUUCACACUGAACACUGUUUGCGCACUGGUACAGACUCAACUUUGGUCUUUUGACUUGUUUGGAGGUAAUUAAACGGCUUUCUGGUUCAAA